GCAGCGCAGGGAGCAGCCCGCCAUGUCCCGCUUCUUCCAGACUCUGUCUAACACGCGCAAGUCCAGGCAGGGGGGAGCAAGGAUCGAAAAGGCGCAUUUAAGCCAAUGGGGGCUGACAGGUAUUCAUCUACGCCCCUAUCAGAUGGAAGGCGUAAACUGGCUGACACACUCCUAUGGAACCUGGCAUGGCUGCAUCCUGGGCGAUGAAAUGGGUCUUGGGAAGACCUGCCAGACUAUUUCUCUGCUUGUUGUCUUAAGUGGGAAGCUGAACAGAAGGCCCUUUUUGAUCCUUUGUCCUCUGUCAGUGUUAAACAACUGGGAAGAGGAACUAAAAAGGUUUUCUCCAAGCCUUUCAUUCGUGACAUAUUCAGGAGAUAAGGAAGAAAGGGCCGGGCUACAGCAGCACUUGAACUCAAAUCAUGAUUUUCACGUUGUGCUGACAACUUAUGAGAUAUGCUUAAAAGAUGCAGCACUUCUAAAACGUUUUAACUGGGCUUGCCUCAUUGUGGAUGAAGCUCACAGACUGAAGAAUCAGGAUGCAUUGCUUCAUAAAACACUCUUGGAGUUUUCAACAGAUUUUCGCCUCCUGCUGACAGGCACUCCCAUUCAGAACAAUCUGCAAGAGUUAUACGCCAUGCUUGCUUUUAUUGAACCAGUUAUAUUCCCCAGGGAGUUAGUGGAAGAAUUUGUUGACUAUUACCAUGAAAUUGGAAAGGAAAGCAAAGCAGUCAAAGAACUGCAUAGUCUAUUGCAGCCGUUUUUGCUCAGGAGAGUGAAGGAGGAAGUUGCAGUGGAACUCCCAAAGAAGGAGGAGGUUGUUCUCUACCAUGGAAUGUCAGCACUGCAGAGAAAGUUUUAUAAGGCUGUUUUGAUGAAAGACCUAGAUGCAUUUGAAAAUGAAACAGGGAAGAAAGCAAAGCUCCAGAAUGUGUUAAUUCAACUCCGGAAAUGUGUAGCUCAUCCAUAUCUGUUCAAUGGUGUGGAACCAGAGCCCUUUGUCAUUGGGGAUCAUAUCAUUGAAGCCAGCGGGAAGCUGAGCUUGUUGGAUAAACUUCUUCCUUUCCUUUAUGUAGGUGGUCAUCGUGUAUUGCUGUUUUCCCAGAUGACCCAAAUGCUGGAUAUUCUGCAAGACUAUAUGGUUUAUAGAGGUUACAGCUAUGAGCGCCUGGAUGGAUCUGUCCGAGGUGAAGAAAGGCAACUUGCCAUUAAGAACUUUGGUCAGCAGCCCAUUUUUGCCUUCCUCCUGAGCACCAAGUCAGGUGGAGUUGGCAUCAAUCUAACCGCAGCAGACACCGUUGUUUUUGUUGAUAGUGACUUUAACCCACAAAACGACUUGCAAGCAGCAGCAAGAGCCCACAGGAUUGGCCAGACGAAGCCUGUAAAAAUUAUUCGCUUGAUUGGGAGAGACACUGUAGAAGAAAUAAUCUACCAACGAGCAGCAUCAAAACUCCAGCUAACCAAUGCUGUCAUUGAAGGUGGCCAGUUCGCCCUUGGAGCCCAGAAAUCAGAGGAAGCCGCAGACGUCCAGCUGAGUGAAAUCCUGAAGUUUGGGUUGGACAAACUGAUGUCAUUGGAUGGAAGCACCAUCUGUGAUGUGGAUCUAGGAAGUGUCCUUGGGGAGACAAGAGGAGGAAGAUGGUCAAUGGAUCCUGUGCUGUCGAUUGCAGAGGGAAAUAAGGAGCAAAAUGUACGAAGCCACAUAUACCUAUAUGAAGGCAAAGACUAUUCCAAGGAACCUAGCCAAGAAGACAAGAAAGCCUUUGAUCAGCUGCUAAGUCUUCAGAGAGUUCACCUUGAAGACACCAGUCAAGAAGGAAGAUCUCUUCGAAAUAAAGCAAAUGUUCUUCUCAUGGGCAUUCAGAUGGAACCUAGUAAGAAAAGGCGCAAAUUGAGUAUAGAAGAACUGGAGGUCCAGCAGAAAAAACUGCAGGAGGCAGCAGCAAAGAAGGCCAGCCUGAGGGAAGAAAAGAGGCAGAAGAAGGCAGAAGCUGAACACCAGAAGAAGAUGGCCUGGUGGGAGGCUAAUCACUACAGGUCUUACUGUCUUGAGUCAGAAGACAGCAGUGAGGAGGAGGAGGAGAAAGAAGGUAGGCUGGAUGUGGAUUUGGAGUGUACAGACCCAGACCUGAGCUCCAUCAAGUAUGUCAUGGGUGAUGUUACCCAUCCUAUGGCAGGAGAAGAGGACGCCAUUAUUGUGUACUGUGUAGAUGACUCUGGCCGCUGGGGAAGAGGAGGCUUGUUCACAGCUUUAGAGAAUCGAUCUGCCCAACCCAAAAAAAUAUAUGAGUUGGCAGGAAAGAUGAAAGACCUAACGUUGGGAGGAACUCUUUUAUUCCCCAUUGAUGAUAAGGAAUCCAGAAACAAAGGACAAGACUUGUUGGCCCUUGUUGUAGCACAACACCGAGACGGUUCCAACAACUUGUCUGGAAUUAAGCUCCCUGCUUUGGAAAAAGGAUUAAAAAAAAUUUACCUGGCAGCCAAGAAAAAGGAUGCGAGCGUCCACCUGCCACGCAUUGGAUAUUCAACCAAAGGCUUUAAUUGGUAUGGAACAGAGCGUCUGAUCCGCAAAUACUUGGCAACAAGAAGAAUCCCUACAUUCGUAUAUUACUUUCCUAAAACUAAAGUAUCAUCUUCUUCGUAAGAAUCCACAAUAUUGUUGCUAACUUUGCAACCUUCAGGAAUUGAGCAGAAAUAACUCCUUGCAAUGCAUAAAGCUCCUUCUUGCUGUAUGUUAAGCCAGUUAGCGUUCAUGUGACUUUCUUGAAUUGUUUUUGGAAAGCACAUACACCUGUGCCUCUGGAUCUGAGUGUUUCUAUAUUAGUGGGAUGAAAUG
Elgaria multicarinata webbii is the source of this 2833-nucleotide messenger RNA. It is a transcript of the gene CHD1L, whose product is annotated as chromodomain helicase DNA binding protein 1 like. NCBI's taxonomy places the organism in Eukaryota, Metazoa, Chordata, Lepidosauria, Squamata, Anguidae. Bases 23 to 2641 code for a protein of 872 amino acids. The record is from RefSeq and is a predicted model, not a curated record. Gene Ontology annotation, cellular component: nucleus. The transcript has 23 exons. Gene Ontology annotation, molecular function: ATP-dependent chromatin remodeler activity; DNA helicase activity; ATP binding. Gene Ontology annotation, biological process: chromatin remodeling; DNA repair.